AUGGUGGAUGCCACUGCCGGACACAAACUACUCAGCUUCAUGGACGCGUAUUUCGAAUAUAACCAGAUACCAAUGUACGGCGCAGAUCAAGAACAUACCUCAUUUGUAACUGACCGAGGUCUUUACUACUACAGAGUAAUGCCAUUUGGUUUCAAAAAUGCUGGCGCCACUUACCAACGACUUGUGAAUUCCAUGUUUUCCCAGCAGAUCGAAAAAAUAAUGGAAGUGUGUGUUGAUGAUAUGCUGAUCAAAAGCAUCAAUGCAAAGGACCACUGUCAGCACCUGACCGAGAUGUUUGAUAUACUGAGAAAAUAUGGAAUGAAGUUGAACCCAAGGAAAUGUGCUUUCGGGGUCAGCUCUGGAAGGUUCCUAGGUAACAUUGUAAACAAUCGAGGAAUCAAGGCAAAUACUGAAAAAAUACAAGCUGUCAUCCAAAUGAAACCUCCAACCAAACCCAGAGAGCGCCUAAAACUGAGGCCAUAUUUCUUGGAACACCCCAUUGAGGUCCUCACCAAUUCUCCAUUGAGGCAAACACUACAAAGACCCGACACUUCAGGUCGGAUGGUAAAAUGGGCAGUCGAGCUCGAACAAUUCGACAUCAAAUACACCCCUCGUUCCUCCAUCAAGAGCCAAGCAGUCGUCGACUUUGUAUCUGAGUUAUGCAACGUCCUAAUCGAGGAACUACAGAAAGAAACCCCAUGGAAACUUUAUGUCGACGGUUCAUCCACUAGAGAACGAUCUGGGGUAGGCGUCGUAUUAAUCAGCCCUGAACAUCGCAUAUUCUGCGAAGCCUUGCCAUUUGACUUUAAAGCCUCAAACAAUGAGGCUGAGUACGAAGCUCUCAUUAUCAGAGCAAGGAUGGCCUUAGGGUUGGGGAUCUCCGACCUAAUCAUACACAGCGACUCCCAACUAGUCGUGAAUUAG
Molecule: messenger RNA, 924 nt
Organism: Olea europaea var. sylvestris
Lineage: Eukaryota; Viridiplantae; Streptophyta; Magnoliopsida; Lamiales; Oleaceae
Exons: 2
Coding region: 1-924 (307 amino acids)
Molecular function (GO): RNA-DNA hybrid ribonuclease activity; nucleic acid binding
Source: RefSeq, a predicted model, not a curated record